GCGGACUCGUCCUGAAAAGUCCGGAGCUUCCCGUGUUGAGGCGCAGGGAGUAUCGGAGGAGAGCGGCGGCUGCAGCAAAUGUCUGGUCUCUGAGUUGGUGAAGUCCUCCACCUGCACUGCUAUGACAGCUGCGCAUCCAGUGUUGGGUGUGCCAAACAUCUCCAGAGUCAGAUUUGAGCUUUGUACCAGCAUAAGUGUGGGCGCGGAUGACUUGACUUUAUUGUAUAACCAUCACUCACCACAAUUCUCUUAGUGUGUUUUUUUCUUUUCUUUUCUUUUUCCCCCAGACCAGAUGUUUUGGGGAGUCUCACAGCUGCUGUUGCGGAUGCCCAGUGACUGUAAUUAUUUUUUAGUUUUAGUUUUUGCUGAUGUAGUGCUGGUCAGGAGGCUGAGGCUGAAGUUGAAGUGCCGCUCUUGAAGGCGUGAGCUCCAAAUGCAUUCGCUCCUGGGCCGGGAGAAGAAAGAAGAAGAAGCAGGGUUUGGGAUUGAUCUGACUCUGUCUCCGGGCUUUCUGCCCCAAGCUGCUACCAUGUUCAGCUGUGUGGGCUGCUUCUGGGUGCUCCUGUCCUCCGUUCUGGUCGCCGUCUGCAGUUUCAGCUUCAUAUCCCCUGCUUGGAUUGUUAAGGAUCAGCUAAGGAGCAACCAGCAUCACCACCAGCACAACAACAAGGACUCCGUGAGCUUCGGCUUGCUGUGGCACUGCUCGGAGUCUCUGGAUCACAUGUACCGGUGCUACACCUUCGGGGGACUAGGCAAAUUUGCAGAGAUCCCCUCCAGCUCCUGGCAGACGAGUGCGGUGCUGUGUUCGGGAGGCUGUGCUCUGCUGGCUGUCAGCUCCCUGUUGGCCAUCAUCACCAUCUUCCUGCCCAGUGGAGGAUGUGAGAGAAGGAUCUGCACCCUGGCUGGAUACAUGCAAAUGGCUGCAGUGUUCAUCAUGGCGACCGGACUGCUGGUGUACCCUUUCGGCCUGAACUCCACACUGGUCCGGUCCUUCUGCGGAGACUCUGACAUCUACUACGCUGGCGAGUGCCAGAUCGGCUGGGGCUACAUGCUGGCUAUAGUGGGAGUCAUGCUCACCGUCUUCUUGCCCUUUUUUGCUAAAUAUGCACCGAAGGAGCAGCUGUCCCCUACCCCGCUGCCCACGCUCUUAUAGUUAUGUCUUGUUUUUCUUCUCCUCUUCCUGACGAUCCUCUCUAAUCUGGGCUUAAUGUCACACGAAGACACCUGCAUCGUGUUUUUUUGUUGUUGUUUUUUUUGUUUUAAAGACGAUGCUGCUUGGGAAGCCCCCUCUGAGCAAGAACUAAAGCUGACGGCAGAAACAAGAAAACAAACCGUCUUCCUGCAUCUCUUCGUUAUUAAUCCAGUCAAUUUAAACGGGAAGUUUUCUGCUGUAACAAUACUCUGCGGUUACGAUUAGUGUUUUCCACUUCGACACAUCUGUUUUCUUCCCGGCAGGUUUGGAGAUGAAGCAGUCAGAAGAUGCAAAGACUGAUGAAACUGAGAAAAUGACUGCAAACAUAACAAAUAUGAAAAAUAUUAGGAUUUCCUUUCCUUUCUUUUUUUUAUGGUAAGAAACAAGUCAGCGUACAGUAUGUAACAUUCCAAUGCAGACUGGAAGCAUGAAAAUAAGGGGCGGUAUAACUCAAGCAAUCGAAUAAUAUUUCACUAAGAGGUUUUCAGAAACAUUACAUUUUGAAAACAGAGCCAACAUGAUCAAUCAAGUGAAAAAAAUCCACACGUCAGGACCUGCGUGUCUGGGUGUUUAGACUGUAAAUACGUUGUGGAUUUAACCGAGCUGAUGUUUGAGCUUUCAGAACAACACUUUAAUGAGAGAACGCUGAGGCUUUGAAGGAUUUUUUUUUCUCCUCAGACUUUUUCUGCCUCCCGGUUUUUAUGACCAGGCUAGCGAACCAGUGGGUGACGAGGAGACGUCACAGCUUUCGAAGACAUCGCUUUUUAGUAGCUGCUGCAAAGAACAGGACAAAACACACAGCACCAGACCUGCUGUGAGGACGAAUGGAAAACUGUCUCUUCAAAGAGGCGACUCGUGAUGACUAACGAGUAGCUGUUUCAGAAUGGUGUUGUGAUUAAAAAAAAAAAAGAUAAGAUACUGCAUCCCUUUUUGUUAAUGUUUUUCCCCUCAGAUCUAUUUCGUGUAAUGUAACUCGCUCGUUUUGUUCCGUCUUACAACACACAAAAACGAAAACAUUUUAAUUCAGGAACAAAAUUAUUGCAAAAGGCAAGGCCGUGCAGGAAUUGUCUCUAAAGAUGCAUGAUAAGAUGGGCUUCGUCAACGGUGGGACUGAUCUAGAUUUUAAACAUGAUCUGACCAACUUGUGCCUUUUAACAUAACCAAGACAAGUGUUUAAUACGAUUAUCAGGUAAUCAUCUUUUUUCUGCUGAAAAAUGUUGGAUCCUGUUGUCUGAUGUUAUUUCUUAUUCUAAUUUUUUCCCCCCUCACAGCGUUACUCCUGUACUUGAUGCAGUAUGAUCUCAUUAACUUGAGAAAAUGUUCUGGUGGAAAAAAAAGAUGUCACUGAAUCCUUGGAGAUAAUAAGAGAGAGAAGAGGGAGGGGAGGAAAAAAAAGGAAAAGCAGUGUACUUAUGCCCUGAGACGUUUUUGCCAAUUAUCUGGAAGCGAUAAAUCACUUGAAUUGCUGUAUUAAGAGGUUGUGACAUGCAGCUAACAGAUUAAUUCCUGGCAUCCUUGUAUUAUGUGAUUUAAAAUAAAUUUUGAGUGGUGGAGGAGGGAGCUGUACAAACUGAACUUUGGUUAUCUCUGCAGAGCUCAUGUGAAAACGUGGCUUAAAAUAAUUCCCUCCCUUAAAUAAGCUAAUGUGUUGGUGUGUUUUUAUCAAUCCAUUCCUCCUUUUAAGCGUUGGCACCAUUUCUGUCAUGUUGCAAGGACAACAUUUCUCCGCAUCCUGUCCCCGUACACUGCCAGCUUCAUCAAGCUAGACUCCCUUUUCUAGUGGGUGUUUGUGCGUAUUCGUGUUUAAUAUUGGGUUGGAGUUUGAUAAUGGAUUCAACUUUUGAAAUAAUUCCCAAAUUUGGGUUCCCGUAAAGACAUGAAGAAAAUUACUGUGAUUUUGUUGCCAUAUUCAAAAGAUCAGGAGCCAUCUGUUGGUAUUGUAUUGGACCUUAUACUGUGCUCGACUGUGUGGGAAUGACUGGCGUGACUGCACUGGACUUAUUCCCCUCUUUGUUGAACCGUUGUGUGUAAAGUCUCGGCACUGGUGAAACUGUUUUUGCUAGAGUAGAAUUUCUUGUUUUUUUCCAUUGUGAUGUUUGACUGUAAAUAAACUAACUGUACUUGA
This is a messenger RNA of Maylandia zebra (zebra mbuna), 3317 nucleotides long. It is a transcript of the gene lhfpl7, whose product is annotated as LHFPL tetraspan subfamily member 7. The record is from RefSeq and is a predicted model, not a curated record. Gene Ontology annotation, cellular component: membrane. Lineage: Eukaryota; Metazoa; Chordata; Actinopteri; Cichliformes; Cichlidae.